AUGUCUGAGGAGCUGGCGGUGCAGUUCCUGGAGGCGUGCACGCAGCACAGGGACGAAGCGGGGCUCGCCUUGCAGUUUGACACCACCGCACUGCCGGCGCUCUGCGACGUGAAGGCGGUGCCCGGGCGGGUGUCGGCAGUGCUGCCGGUCACCCCUGCUGUGUCCAACCGCUACGGCACCCUGCACGGCGGCUGCAUAGCUACCCUGGUGGACACCGUGGGCUCUGCGGCGCUGGUCACAGCCAGCCCCAAGGGCGGGGUCAGCCUGAACAUCAACGUCAACUACCUUUCCAAAGUGGCCACGGGCGGCAGGGUGCUUAUAGAGGCACAGAGUGACGUGAUGCAGGUGGUCAAAGUUGGGAAGACGAUCGCAACCAUCGAGGUGUAUCUGCGGGACGAGGCCAGUGGGGCGCUGGUGGCGCAGGGCACACACGUGAAGUUCAUUGCAGAGCAGGAGCCCACCAUGGCGUCCCUCCUCUCGCACCAAGGGCAGCAGCAGCAGCAGCAGCAGCAGCAGCAGGGAGCAGCGGCAGGCAGGCGGACGCCCGGCAUCCGCUCCCGCCUGUAA
Messenger RNA from Chlorella variabilis, 567 nucleotides. RefSeq lists its product as hypothetical. NCBI's taxonomy places the organism in Eukaryota, Viridiplantae, Chlorophyta, Trebouxiophyceae, Chlorellales, Chlorellaceae. Gene Ontology annotation, molecular function: fatty acyl-CoA hydrolase activity. The record is from RefSeq and is a predicted model, not a curated record. The coding region runs from base 1 to 567 and encodes 188 amino acids. The transcript has 4 exons.